Messenger RNA from Amphibalanus amphitrite, 1605 nucleotides. RefSeq lists its product as uncharacterized. Gene Ontology annotation, biological process: oxygen transport. Bases 7 to 1260 code for a protein of 417 amino acids. Gene Ontology annotation, molecular function: oxygen binding; heme binding. The transcript is spliced from 7 exons. NCBI's taxonomy places the organism in Eukaryota, Metazoa, Arthropoda, Thecostraca, Balanomorpha, Balanidae. The record is from RefSeq and is a predicted model, not a curated record.
GACGUAAUGACCAGGCACUUCAGGACAAUCUACUCCGCUGGUAUCGGAGCCGGUCACCCGAUGUCAAUAUCGGUUCGGGGCCCUCCAUCGCGCCGCCCCUCCCCGCUGGCCGGGGAGACGUCCUCCGCGCGUACUCGGGCGUCUGGCCUGGCGUCACUCGUCAGUGUGCCACCGGCGCAGGUCCCGUCAGCACCGUUCCAGCGGCCUCCCGCAGACAGAGCGACCAGCGGCGAGCCAGCGCACACCGAGAGCCCCCCGCACUGCUCGGACCGUCGAGCCGCCGGAGCCGCCGCCAUCGGUGCCUGGGUCAGCCGCAGCCCGCCGAUCAUGGAGCAGUCCGAGAUCGGGGUCAGCCGCAGCGCGCCGGUCAUGGAGCAGUCCGAGAUCGGCCACCUGCGAGACGUCUGGCAGCUCGUCGAGCCCGACAAGGUCAACCACGGCGUGGAAAUCCUCAUCAGGCUGUUCGACCGUUUCCCGGAGACCAAGGCGAAGUUCAAGCGUCUGAACACGAGCAGUGCCGAGGCGAUGCGCCAGUCGGCGCGGGUGCGCGCGCACGCCGGCCGCGUGCUCGUCUCGCUGGGCUCGGUGAUCGCCAGCCUGGAGGACGCCGAAAUGGUGGACGAGACCAUCUUCCUGCUGGGGGAUAGUCACAACCGGCGCGGCGUCACACCCGACGACUUCCAGAAAUUUACUCUGGUGAUGCUGGAUUAUCUUUCUGAAACAUUAGGCGACGCCUAUCCUGAGGAGGCCGCGGCGGCUUACAAGAAACUCAUGGAUAUCUUCAACACGAAGAUGGGUCAACAUUUGAACAAACUGAGUGACGCGGACCUGCAGGCGAUCCGCUCCGUCUGGACCCUGGUCGAGCCCGACAAAGUGCAGCAUGGAGUCGAAGUGCUCAUCAGGCUGUUCGACCGUUUCCCGGAGACCAAGGCGAAGUUCAAGCGUCUGAACACGAGCAGUGCCGAGGCGAUGCGCCAGUCGGCGCGGGUGCGCGCGCACGCCGGCCGCGUGCUCGUCUCGCUGGGCUCGGUGAUCGCCAGCCUGGAGGACGCCGAAAUGGUGGACGAGACCAUCUUCCUGCUGGGGGACAGUCACAACCGGCGCGGCGUCACGCCCGACGACUUCCAGAAAUUCACCGUCGUCUUCCUGGACUACCUGACGGAGACUCUGGGAGACUCUCUGACGCCUAACGCCGCCGCCGCCUACCGCAAGCUGAUGGACUCCUUCAACAGCAAGAUAGGGGAGCACCUGGACAGCUAGCCGGUGCCGGCCAGCCGCCCGGCUGCUCCGCCGCUAGCUCCCAGUGGUGUCUGGGCCGCGGGCCGCUGCAGUGCUCGGCGCCGCUCCGUCAUAGUGCACUGUUAAUAGAUUGCGGUGCUCGGGGGUACGCCGCAUACCUGAAGGAACACCUGUUACUGCAGCAGUUUUUACACAGCUUUAUCGACCACUGCUAGUGUGUGGAACGUAUUGAGAAGUAUUCAAGGGGCGAACGUUGAGAGAGAACCCAAGGUCUUGCAUUGUUACUCAAUGAACAACUUCCAUGUUUACUAACAACUUAUGAAUGAAUGCAUUUCAAUGACUUUAAAUAAAAUAACUUCGAUACGA